AAUAGUGACUCAGUUCAAAAGAAAAUAGAAUACAGACGUGUCGAUGCGAGCGCAACGUUGCGUUUACGCCGCGAAAGUUACGUGUUCGAUUUUUAAAUUCAAAUUAACUUUUUUUUUAUAAUUUCCUGACUAAGGUAUUUCUUUAAACAGCUUAUUGUUGUGAUUGUUUGAAUAAAAACUAUUUAAAGGAAAGAUGACGUGUCUUCGAUAACGGUGCUUCGCUACUGUCACGAAUAUUAUCUGGAAAAUUAUCGCAAGAAUUAAAUCAGUUGGUAAUUAAGAACAAUUUCAGUUGAUAAGUUAAGAUUAUUUGUUUUUUUUUGGACUGCGGAAAAACUACGCGUGACUUACAAAUUUGGAUUUUUUAAAUAGUGGGUCCAAGAAUGGCGAGAAUAACAUUAGCUCUGCUUAUUUGCCAAAUCAUAAGUCUCCCGAUCCUGACCCAUGGAGAUGAAGAUAGCCCUUUAUUGGAUCUGGCAUCAUCGUUCCUACAGAAUAUGGGUGAAGGUGGGAAUGACAAGAUGGAAGGUCUAGCUGCUAUAGGGAACAUGGUUGGCACUCUCAUGCAAGGGGAUAAUGCUAAGAAGCUAGGAUCAAUGCUGGGACAAGAUGGUGGUAACGCUGGUGAUGUUUUAUCAGGUCUGGGAAGUCUAUUAGGCGGUCAAGAUGGGAAAAUCAAUCCAUCACUUGUUGGAUCAAUGGUAUCAAUGUUCGCAAAUCAGAUGGCUUCAAACGGCGAUAAACCCCAGCGUGAGAAACGACAAACCAAAGAAAACGGCAUGGAGAAUAUACUUAGCAUGGUAUCAGGUUUAGGAGGCUUAUUGGGUGGACAAGACGGCAAAAUCGAUCCUUCCCUCAUUGGAACAGUUGCGUCUAUGUUCGCACAACAGAUGACGUCAAACGGCCAACAAAACCAGCGUCAGAAACGAGAAUCCAACACUAAAACUGAAUCCAACGACGUCAACAUGGACAGUCUACUCACCAUGGCGUCAGGACUCUUAGGAAACAAGAACGUAGCAGGAAUGAUGCCAAUGAUCAUGAACACUAUAAGCUCGUUCUCCGAUGAGGAAACUAACAAAAUGGCCGACGAACAUAAAGACCACGCGUCCUUCCUUCCACCGUUUUUGGAAAAGGCACAUUUGUACUGGGACGUGUUUAUCAAUUCUGAACUAGGAAGAACGAUAUGGGAAAAGUCUGGCUUUAAAAAGGCAACGAAAGCUUUCAUGGGACCUGAUGGAAAGCUCAGUUUCGAAUUGAUGUUCAAGAAUUUUGAGAACCACUCGUUUAGAAGACACUGGAUCAAGGCAGUUGCACAGUAUCUGACAGACAUGGUGGUACAUGUUGCUAAGCCAGAGGUAUAUCAGAGGUACCUAGUCUCGGCUCAGUACAUCAUAAACAGUUUCCUGGACUCGCAAGAUCUGCCCAAGACCGCUCAUUUCAAUAUCAACAACCCAGAGAAGUCCAUCACUUCGCUGACCAACUACGCGCUGAAAAAGUAUCUGGACAUGGACACGGAUGUCUCGGAUUAUGUCAAACCAGCCAUCGACUAUAUAAAGCAAAUCCUCAAAAUGGCGCAGUCAGCGUCGCAAAAGUUCGCCAACCGUGCCGAUUACCACGCCGUUGCGGACCGACUGACUGACACGCUCAACCUCGAGGUCAUUGAACCCGUACUGCGAGUGUACCGCGCUUACAAGCACUCGCUCAAAGCGCCGCACUGCCAAGAGCAUCUUAUGUGCGUCGUUAACAGGCAUCAUGACCAGGAUAAACAUGGUCUCCCAGGCUUCAAAGCUGGUUUAACCAAGCUAAGCAGCCUGAUCGCGUCGGCUGCACUCAGCUUCCAGAACGGCAAUGGUUUCUGGGAUUUGUACAACGCUAUCCAGAAUGACGUUAACUGUGAGACCAAAUAUCCCGCGGACUGUGCUGCCUUCCACGAGCAUGAAAUGAAAGUUACUACAGAAGUAUACCACAGCGAGUUAUAAAUACAGAUGUAAUGUUAAUAUUAAUGUUGUAUUAAAUUUAAUUUAUUAUAACACAAAUUGCAUUUCACUUAUAAUAUAAUAUGUUUAGGUAAUCUUGCAUUUAUUUAGACUUCUAAGAAUAAGAUAUUGACGUAAACAUUUUACAUCUACUUUAUACUUGUAAGAAAAAGCGGAAUUAAUAUGUGUAAGAUAUUGUUUUUUUUGUAGAAUUACGUAUUAAAUUGAACUUUUCUUUAGCUGUUGUAUUAAAUUUAGUUUAUAAUUUAAUAGGUUCGGGUAAAAAAUAACUUAUUAUUUUCUAAAUUGGCUCCGGACUCGUUUCGUUUAUAGGCUUCGGUCGUGGCUAAUUACCACCCAACUAGCAAAGACGUACCUCAAGUGCGAUGAAGAAGAAAAAAUAUCGAUAUCGGUAGGCACAGUAGUUAAUUAGUUUUAAGAAUAAAAUCGAAUUUUCCGAGCUUUCAGCGUUCGUCUUUUUAAUAAAUUCGUAGUGAUAAAUGAUAGCUUCAUAAAGUUUAAACGAUUAAUCAAAAUGGGCAUAUUUAAAUAUAAACUUACGCGCAAAUUCUUUUAGUUAAUGUUGACUCAAUAUAAAUAUGGAAAAUAAAUAAAAAAAUAUAUUUUUAAUAUAAAAUUUAGAUAUAUAGAUUCAUUAUAUAGGUACCACAAAGUAAAUGUUGUAUAAUUUAAAUACGUAUUUUUUAUAAAGUAGCAAUUUCUUAAUAAGUUAUUGACAUUAUCUAAUUAAAAUAAUAUAAUGUGAUCGUUUAAUUUUGAAUUUAUUAUUUUUAUAGAAAUGUAUGUUAAGCUUGACUGAUUGUCACUUAAAAGUAUAGGUAUUUUGCUGGACAUGGUGCUAAAAAAAUUUUUGCAAUUAUCGCAAAGAAAAAUAUUACGUCUUCCUCUUAUAUAAAAAAGUAUAUUUAAAAAAUAAUAAAGACAAAUAAGUAGAUGUUGUAAAAUUUCGUAGAUAUAAAUAAUUGAUUAACUUAUAGAUAAUAAUUUAAUUCCUAUUAUCGUAAAAAAUAUGUAAAUAUGUAUUCAAUAAUUAAAUACUACAUACGCAAUUUUGUUGGAAGACUGUAUUGUUUAAAUAAAUAAAAUAUUUUCUCUUAUGAAA
Molecule: messenger RNA, 3099 nt
Organism: Bicyclus anynana (squinting bush brown)
Lineage: Eukaryota; Metazoa; Arthropoda; Insecta; Lepidoptera; Nymphalidae
Exons: 8
Coding region: 384-1979 (531 amino acids)
Source: RefSeq, a predicted model, not a curated record